UCUGAAUAGAGUUGAAAAGUAAUUGAAAAAUGCAUUUGUACAAAAGAAAGGCGAAGCGAAAAUAUGGCCUGUAAAUUAUAUCAUAAAUGUGAAAGUGAAGUGCACGCGUGCAAAGCGAUGUGAAAACGCAGAUUGCUAGAAAAAAUCAAUUGAAAAGAAAAAUUGCAUUUCGCUGCCUGUUCGAAACGAAAAUAGGUGUAGUAGUGGAAAAUAUUAAGUUGUUGUUCGUGUGUGUGUGUCGCCAGUUGGUGGGGUGUAUGUGUGUAAAAGGCAAAGAAGAAGCAGCAGCAGCGCCAGCAGCAGAAAUAGCCAAAGGAGGCGACGACGACGACGGCACCACCAACGAAAAGCGCAAGCCGCGCCAGCAAUAAAGAAAAGAAAAAAUGAGUUCAAGUUGUGAAAGAAUAGAAUGGGUAGAAAUUAUCGAACCGCGAACCAAGGAGCACAUGUAUGCCAAUUUAACAACUGGCGAAUGCGUUUGGGAUCCACCAGAGGAUGUGCCAAUUAAGCGCACCGACUCGUCACAGUGGUGGGAAUUGUUUGACACAAAUACGAAACGGUUCUACUAUUAUAAUGCCGCCACACAGAAGACAGUCUGGCAUCGGCCGAGUAAGUGUGACAUCAUACCGCUGGCCAAGCUGCAAACACUCAAACAGAACACCGAUCCGAGUGAGCGUCGAGAGCAGACCACGCCACAAAAACAAAAGCCCCAACAGACCCAACAACAACAGCAGCAGCAGCCAUCGCCCAUGUCGGCGGCCUCAAAGAAGGUGCGAGCGCAGCGUGUCAGUGGCGGCAAUGGCGCUGUGGCCAGCUCUGAGGAGAAACUCUCCAGUACAGACAUGAUCUCUAGUCCACGUGGGCGACAAAGUUUUCGCGUCGGAACGGGUGACUCAUCUCGCUCCAUGGAUGUGCAACAGCAAGCCUACGCUUCCAGGCGUUCGCAAGAUUCGAGCAAUCACUAUAAGGAGUCUGGCAAAUCAAGUGAUUCGAGCUUGUCCAGUGUGCACGGCUAUCGGCGAUUCAAUGAUGGAUCCAACGGUGGUGGAGGUGGGGCGAGCACGGAGGGUAUACGUUUGGGUUCUCUACAGAAGCAGCAACGCGUUGGCAAAGAUAAUGGCGCCUUUGAAAUGUUGCAAGAAAGUACCAGCUCACAUAAUUUACCGCAUGGUUCGUCCUCCUCCUCAUCCUAUGUUGGUGGUAGUGGUGGUGUCGUCGUCGGCGACAAAUACUUUGAUCAUCAGCUUCGGCCCAGCCACAUGCAGGGUUAUUGCUCGUCCAAAUCAUCUGAUAUAGCCUCACCCACACAUUCGGUACAUACGCCACAGGCGCAGAAGAAGAAAAUAUCGCCGGAGUCGGCCACAUCGAGGACUCCCUCGGAACGUCAAUAUAAUUACGCACAACAGCAGCAGCAGCAACAACAAACACCACAGCAACAGUUUCAACGCAACGCACAACGCGGUGGUGGCGGCUCCGGAGCUCAUCAUGGCGGACCCGAACGUGAAUACAAGGUCUCGUUGGCCAGGUCAGGAAGCUUUAUGUCCUCAUCCAUAAAUCCAGCGGCGGCUGGUCAUCACAGCAAGUCGUAUCGCACAAAUAGUGAGGCAAACGGUGGCGCCGCCAGCGAUGAUUCCAUGCACGAAAAGUAUUUUAAAUCAGUCGAAAAUACGCCGCUCUCACGCCGUCGCCACACAACAAACGCCAAGAGCCACAGUAGCUCAGGUGGUGGCAGCAACACGGUGGCAAGCAACGCGGGUAGUGCGAGCAGCGGCUACAAGAAACAUUCAAGUGAUUCCAGUCCACAGAGCCCAAUAAGUCCACAGACGAAAACCACUCGGCAUGCCAAAACCACCUCCACAAAUAAUACCAACAAUAGCGCCAUUGCUGGCGCUCUGCCUCAACACUCGCCCGGACAUGGCACGGGUGCUAGUCAAGUCUCAAUGCAACAGCAGCAGCUUUACAAGCAGGAUCCUAGCAGCGGUAUGGAUCUGUUACAGCUGGAGCGUAUUUCGCUGAGCAAACCGCCCACAUCGCCGCAUCUGAGCGACAACUCAACGGGCCCGGCUAAUUUGCUUGGCUUGCUGUCGUACGGCAAUAAUGUGAACAGCGCCUCCUUGCGCAACAAUUUCCCCUCCUCGGAUAACAUUGGCAUGCUGACGCAUUCGUCGCGCGGAUCCAAUGACUCUUCGAGACAGCGUCAGAAGUCAAAUAACUCGACGGCGAAUCGGUCGCAGCAUCAUUAUCAAACACAACAAUCGCAACCGGCGCCCGAUAAUCGCAGCGGACAUGGCUCGCUCCGUCAUUUCUCCAGUCUGGACAAGCGCGCCAGCGGUGGUGGCGGCAGUGGUGGCGGUAGUUACUAUAUUGGAGGCGAGACCAAGCGCGACAAGCGACGCUCCAAGCAGCAGCAGCAUCAUCUGCAUGCAGACAAUAGCGAGGGCGAGUACGAUAAUGGAAACACUUCGCCUUUGUACAGUAACUGGGAUCAGGAGAUGCCACACUUGUUGCCACUGCGCACCUACAUCAUGGAGCAGGCGAAGCAGUCCGGUCGCUAUGAGUACGGCGAUCCCAUUGAUUCGGACUCGUAUCACUCGGAUAGUCAGUCGGAGCACUCGCUCUCUGGUCAUGAGCCGGACAAUGAGGAUUCGGAUGGUGGCUCAGAUACGCAUGGCGGUUAUUUGGAGCACAAUUAUGGCAUGAUUGAUGACUAUAUGAAUAUCGGUGACAGUGCCUCGUAUUAUGCGUAUCAAUAUCCGCCCUACGAUCCAGCCGGACGUGAGGACAUCUCGGACAAUGUGGAGGCUGUGCUUGAAGGCAUUGGUGGGAACAAUGACUCCUGUGCCAAGCCCAAGCCACGCUAUCAGAUCUCGUACUACGACACCGUAUCGCACAGUCCAUUGGCAUCGCAGUACCAACACCAUCAUCAGCCAUCGUCGCAGCAAUCGCAGCAUCAUCAGUCGCAGCAGCAGCAGCAUCAAUCACAGCAGCAGCAGCAGCAUCCAUCACAGCAUCAGCUCUAUUCUAAUACACCACCUCUGCCAUACACUGGCCAGCACGGUCAGCCGCCACCGCCGCCACACCAGCCACUGCAUUUGGAUCCCAACGAUGCUAAGCAGAAACAAUCUCAGACGCUGCCAUCGCCCAAUCGACAGAUUUCGCGAAUUGCGGCCGGCGUUAUGCCGCCGAGUGUGGUUGACGGCGCAGGCACGGGACGCUUUGGCCUCCACCAACACUUUCCCAAAGAUGAUACCAACAAUGGUAGCGGCAGCUUAGUUGCUGGUCAACAAACAGCUGCUGUGGCAGCGAGCGCGAGCAUGUCACGUGCUGGCCACAAAAUGGCACCGCCCUCGCUAAAGCCCACCAUACAGCAAAUAUUUCCGCCCAGCGAGCGUGCGCCCGGUGGUGGUAGCGGUGGCGGUGGUGGUGGCGUCACAACGUUGGCAUGCAUGAAGGAAUGUGAUAUUGAGAAAUUUGCCGCAGACAAUUUGAAUCUGCAUUCGAAGGGCAUCUUUCGUAAAAAGGCCUCGGUGCGUGACAUGCUUAGCUGGACAGCCGAGGCGAUUAGUCGACCUAUGUUAGCCCUAUCGCGGGACAAGGCGGACAAGAAGACCGCCAUAGAGCUAUUCAAGCUGGUGCAAAUCUAUAUGGCUGAUCGGAAGGCGCGUAUGGGCAUGAGCCUAAAUUCGGUGGCCAUUGAUAUAAUCACCGCCUCAUUACCACAACAGCAAUUACGGGAUGAGCUUUAUGUGCAAUUGUGCCGACAAACUACGGAGAAUCCGAAGCGCGAAUCUCUGAUUCGUGGCUGGGAACUCAUGGCUAUUUGUUUGUCCUUUGUGCCACCCUCGCCCACGUUUCAACCCACGCUGCUCAAUUACGUCAAUCGCCAUCGGGAUCCCUCGUUUGCCACCUCCUUCGUGGAGGUCUGUAAGUGGCCCAUACACGUUCAAAUCUCGCACUAUGCCACGGUUUGUUGUCGGCGCUUGGAUCGCAUAGGCAGCAGUGGUCGACGCCUCGCAAAAAAGCCCACUGAGGAUGAGGUCGAGCAGGCCAGGCAACAAAUUUUGCGCAACAGCAUGUUUGGCAACACGCUUUCAGAAGUAAUGGAGCUGCAAAAGGACAAGUUUCCCGGCCACAAACUACCGUGGAUACAAACAACGCUUUCCGAGCAUGUAUUUCUGCUUAAUGGCAAACAAACCGAAGGCAUCUUUCGUGUCUCGGCCGAUGUGGAUGAGGUGAAUAAUAUGAAGAAUCGCCUGGAUCGGUGGGAUGUUCCUGACUAUAAGAACACAAUGGCGGAUGCUCACGCGCCUGCUAGUUUACUGAAACUGUGGUAUCGCGAACUGUAUGAUCCGCUUAUACCCGAUGCAUACUAUGAGGACUGCGUCAAUACCGAGGAUCCCGAUAAAGCCAAAGAAAUAGUUAAUAAGUUGCCCGAAAUAAAUCAAUUGGUCCUAACGUAUUUAAUACAUUUUCUGCAACAAUUUUCGAUUCCCGAAGUAGUCAGUUGCACAAAAAUGGAUUCUUCGAAUCUGGCCAUGGUGUUUGCUCCAAAUUGCCUGCGCUGCACCUCCGAUGAUCCGAAGGUGAUAUUGGAGAAUGCGCGCAAGGAGAUGUCCUUUAUGCGCACACUCAUACAGCACAUGGAUACGACGACUGUGGCAAAACUUGUCUAGAGCCUAAAUUUAACCAAACGAUACGAUAUGUGUACACAAAAAAAAAAAAAAAACAAAACCUAACACAAACUAACACUUUCAAAUAAACUAAAGAAAGAUGAUGGAGAAGAAUCAAGUACCCCUUUACUAAAGAAGCUAACUUUGGUAGCUAGGAUCCGAACCAAUGAGCAUGCCUAUGUAUGUAAAAAAAAAUAAAGUUAUAAUUUACCCCUAAAUAUGACUUAUAGUUACCAAAUCUCUACUCAUAUGUACUUCAAUUUGUAUUCAUACAAAAAGAGAAACUCCUACUACCUUAAAACUAAGCUAAUUUUGCUACUCGAAUUUCUUACUAAUUGCUACUAAAUUUAUGAAAUACUUAAUUUUAUUUUAUUGCGUAAGCCUGCUUUAACAAAAUACUCAGAACUCAAACGUAAUGCGUAGUGCUUUCCAAACCAAAAAUCCAACUCGAGAGAACCAUUCAACUAACAAACAUCCUUUUAAUUAUAUCUAACAGAAGAUAUUUAACCUUUUCAAAACGUUCGCUUACGCGCCAUAAACUCAAUGUGUGCAUGCCUAGUUAUGUGUCAAAGAACAAGUAGCAUCAUUUUAUUUGAAAUAUGUUUUUUUUUUUAAUUUAAAAAAAAAAAUUCCAUACAAGCGAAAUACUCAAAAGAACAAUUAAUUCAACAAUUUAUUCAAAAGGUGCAAAAGCAGCAUAAAAUAAA
This is a messenger RNA of Scaptodrosophila lebanonensis, 5377 nucleotides long. It is a transcript of the gene RhoGAP93B, whose product is annotated as filaggrin. The transcript has 14 exons. Gene Ontology annotation, cellular component: cytoskeleton; cytoplasm. The record is from RefSeq and is a predicted model, not a curated record. Gene Ontology annotation, molecular function: GTPase activator activity; protein binding. Bases 384 to 4673 code for a protein of 1429 amino acids. NCBI's taxonomy places the organism in Eukaryota, Metazoa, Arthropoda, Insecta, Diptera, Drosophilidae. Gene Ontology annotation, biological process: signal transduction.